Messenger RNA from Pezoporus flaviventris, 3523 nucleotides. It is a transcript of the gene TGFBRAP1, whose product is annotated as transforming growth factor beta receptor associated protein 1. The record is from RefSeq and is a predicted model, not a curated record. NCBI's taxonomy places the organism in Eukaryota, Metazoa, Chordata, Aves, Psittaciformes, Psittacidae. Gene Ontology annotation, cellular component: membrane; cytoplasm. Gene Ontology annotation, biological process: vesicle-mediated transport; intracellular protein transport; autophagy. Bases 166 to 2757 code for a protein of 863 amino acids. The transcript is spliced from 12 exons.
ACACCGGAAGCGGCGCUCUCGCCGGCGGAUCCCCGCGCGCCGAUAUCGCGGCUUGGUGCGCCGCCCGCCUGGCCGCUGGCUCUGGACCGCACCGCCUCGAAACGGCGGGCCCGGCUCCCGGUGUUGUGGCGGCGCCUGGCGCUGGCAGAUCACCCAGAAGACACAAUGAGUGUUAAAGCUUUCAAGCUCGUUUCUGCUGUCGAGCGGGAGAUGUUAAUGGGAGACAAAAAUUACAUCAACAUCGAAUGCAUUGAGUGUUGCGGAAAGAACCUCUACAUUGGAACCAAUGACUGCUUUAUCUAUCACUUUCUAUUGGAUGAAAAGAUGUCAACAGCUGGAAAAAUAACUUUUGCUGCCACCAAGCAACUACAUAAAUACCUGGGCUUGAAGAAGCCUGUGAGUGAGUUGAAAGCAGCCUCUGCCCUCACCAGGCUUCUUGUGCUUUGCGACAAUACAAUAACACUAGUUAACAUGAUGAACCUGGAACCUGUCCCCACUGGCGCUCGAAUCAAAGGAGCUGUGACGUUCACAUUAAAUGAAAACCCUGUGAGUGGGGAUCCUUUCUGUGUCGAAGUCUGCAUUAUCUCAGUCAAGCGACGGACCAUCCAAAUGUUCAUGGUGUUUGAAGACAGAGUCCAGAUAGUGAAGGAAGUGUUUACUCCAGAGCAACCCUGUGCUGUGGCUGUAGAUGGUUAUUACUUGUGUCUUGCGCUUACUACACAGUAUAUAAUUUUGAAUUAUAAUACUGGAGUCUCCCAGGAUCUAUUUCCUUAUUGCAGUGAUGAGAAACGGCCAAUUGUGAAAAGGAUAGGCAGACAAGAGUUUCUGUUGGCUGGCCCCGGAGGCCUAGGCAUGUUUGCAACUGUAGAUGGCAUUUCACAGCGUGCCCCUGUGCACUGGUCCGAGAAUGUGAUUGGAGCAGCUUUGUGCUUUCCUUACGUAGUUGCUCUCGAUGAUGAGUUCAUUACAGUGCACAGCAUGCUGGACCAGCAGCAAAAGCAAACCCUCCCUUUUAAAGAAGGUCACAUUCUACAGGACUUUGAAGGAAAGGUGAUUGUUGGUACUAAUAAGGGAGUGUAUAUCUUGGUGCCGCUACCUUUGGAAAAACAGAUUCAGGAUCUUCUAGCCAGCCACAGAGUGGAAGAAGCCCUUGUUCUAGCAAAAGGAGCUCGAAGGAAUAUUCCAAAAGAGAAAUUUCAGGUAAUGUACAAACGAAUCCUGCAGCAAGCAGGUUUUAUACAGUUUGCACAGCUUCAGUUCCUUGAAGCAAAAGAACUCUUCAGAAGCGGCCAGCUUGAUGUCCGGGAGCUGAUCUCUCUCUACCCCUUCCUGUUGCCUACUUCCUCUUCAUUUAUACGGUCUCAUCCCCCUCUGCAUGAGUAUGCGGACCUAAACCAGCUGACACAAGGGGACCAGGAGAAGAUGACAAAAUGCAAACGGUUCCUCAUGAGUUAUUUGAAUGAAGUCCGCAGUACUGAGGUGGCAAAUGGCUACAAGGAAGAUAUUGACACAGCUCUACUCAAGCUAUAUGCGGAGGCAAAUCAUGAAAGCCUGCUGGAUCUGCUAGUUUCGGAGAACUUUUGUCUUUUAACAGAUAGUGCUGCCUGGCUGGAAAAACACAAAAAGUAUUUUGCACUUGGUCUCCUGUAUCACUACAAUGGUCAGGAUGCUACAGCACUUCAGUUAUGGGUGAAAAUAGUUGAUGGAGACAUUGAAGACUCUACACGUUCAGAUCUCUAUGAAUAUAUAGUAGACUUCCUUACGUUCUGCUCAGACCAAGAUCUAGUGUGGAAAUACUUUGAAUGGGUUUUACAGAAAAAUGAAGAGGUUGGUGUACAGAUUUUCACUAAAAGGCCUUUGGAAGAACAGGAGAAAAACAGCAUUAAUCCAGAUGAUAUCAUCAGUUGCCUUAACAAAUAUCCUAAAGCACGUGUUAAAUAUCUAGAGUAUCUGGUAUUGGAAAGGAAAAUAGAGAAGGAAAAGUACCAUACUCAUCUAGCUGUCUUGUACUUGGAGGCAAUACUUCAGCUAAAAUCUGUGACCACAGAUAAUUGUACAGAAGCAACUGAACUGCUGCUUAAACUACGCAGUCUUCUUCAGAAAUCUGAUCUUUAUAGAAUUCACUUUAUUUUGGACAAAAUCCAAGGCACAGACCUUCAUAUGGAAAGUGCAAUUUUAUAUGGAAAACUAGAAGAACACGAGAAGGCUUUGCAUAUCCUUGUCCACGAGUUAAAGGACUACCAUGCUGCUGAAGAAUACUGUAUAUGGAACUCUGAGAACAGAGACAUGCAGUAUAGACGGAGGCUUUUCCAUAUGUUGCUGUCAGUGUAUCUAAAUCUAGGCACUUCGGAUUGUGCACUAGUCAUGGCUGCUGUGGACCUCCUGAAUAACCACGCUGCUGAAUUUGAUGCGAGUCUAGUUUUGCAGGUGGUGCCUGACAGCUGGUCAGUGCAGCUCCUCUCCCCAUUCUUGGCUGGAGCAGUGAGGCAAAGCAUUCAUACAAAAAGAAUGACUCAGGCUGCACUUGGAUUAGCACAAGCUGAAAACUUAAUAUACAAAUAUGAGAAGGUUAAACAAAGAGGAACUCCAAUUCUUCUUUCGGACAAAAACGUCUGUCAGGUGUGCCAAAAUACUUUCUGCGAGCCUGUCUUUGUAAGAUACCCAAAUGGGAGUAUGGUGCACACACACUGUGCUGCAAACAGACAUCUGAAUUCAAACAUGACUCAUCACUCUUCCAGCUCCAGCAAUCAGACUUGAAAUAUGUUCUGGUCCCAGUGGUUCCCAGGACUUAUGCCCCAUUGAAAGUGGGUUGGAAAAAAGAGCAAAGUGCAGCUACUUUUAAGUGUAAAUCAAGACGAACACCGGGUCUUUGGGUUAAUGGGAAAAUUUGCAGUAAAUAUGAAAUAUCACCACUUAUCUUUUUUAAUUUCUAAUGAAUGUAGAUAGAAGUAAAUUCACUACCAGAAAUGGAGAGGUGCAUAUGUAGGCUCUUCUGUAUAUAGUAAUAAACAGUUAAAGAAAAUGAGCCUUCUCUUCACAAUAAUGGUGAAUGUUAUGGAGACAAGGCAGUUAUUUUAAGAAAUGUCACUUUGCACUGAAUGUGGUGUUAAUAAGUUUGUAGAGGUGGAGAUGGCAUCUAUUGGAGUUGGGAUUCGUGGAACAUUAUGUGACAAGACUGGCAUCAUGCAGCUUACUAUCAAGACAAAAAUGUGCAUUGGUUAUAACAUUUGCUGCAGCAUGUCCUCUUUUGGGCUGAAUUCUCUUCCCCAGGAUCACAUUAUGAACUUGAUUUUUGCUCUACAAAUCGUUGACUUUUGAUGCACUUUUCAGUACUUCCCCUCUCUCCUCUGCUAUAUAGGAUUUAAAUGUAAGCACCGGUCCAUUAGGUUUCUACUCCUACAGUUACUGUAAAAAAAAAAAAAAAAACUGACAUGGAAACUAAUAGCCUCAGUCACACAGCUGUGCUUGGAAGAUAAAAAGAGUUCAGAUGAUCUGGUCAGAUUGUAGUCACUUUUAUAUGGGG